Molecule: messenger RNA, 3156 nt
Organism: Mollisia scopiformis
Lineage: Eukaryota; Fungi; Ascomycota; Leotiomycetes; Helotiales; Mollisiaceae
Exons: 6
Coding region: 1-3156 (1051 amino acids)
Biological process (GO): phosphorelay signal transduction system; regulation of DNA-templated transcription; phosphorylation
Molecular function (GO): phosphorelay sensor kinase activity; protein binding
Source: RefSeq, a predicted model, not a curated record
AUGGCAUCUCAAGAGACGGAUCAGUCAGAGCUCACGACUGAAUUUGCGACGGCAAAAGGGCUGACGGCAGGAGCAACAGCCGUUGCACAACCCGAAAAUCCAAGCAAGAACUCGCAGCUCCGUCAGUAUCUGUUGCCAAACUAUCAGAAUCGCAGCAUACCGAGGGCGAGCGGUACUACACAAACAGGUUUACCUACGUCCCUGGCGGUGACAACAACCCGACGACAUCCUCUGCCACCACCAGUGAAAGGAUCUAUCGGUGCGACGGAGGCUGACUUCUUCGUUAUUCGCAUUGUUAGUGAGAACACGCAAAGCGUCACUGGAAUCGAACCAGAUGCACUAUUCCAACAACGAUGUUUCACUGAUUUUCUGACCCCACCGGAGAAGACUGAGUUCAUUAUUCGUGCUCGCGCCUUCUACGCAGACACAUCGCGCAGCGAUCCAGAUGUUUUCUCGAUCUCGCUGUCACCUCUCGACGGAGCUUCAAGACGCUUGUUCUGUGCCAUGCACCUCAACAAAGAGUCCGAUCUUAUCGUUUGCGAGUUUGAGCUGGACAGAGACUUCAUUUUGCCGGAACAAAUGCCAAACAGCGGUUUCCCACCCGAACCAAUUCAGAUCAUUCAUAAUGAAGCUACCGAUGACGAACUGCUUCUACCCAGGACCCGUCGAAGUAAACCACUUCAUAGCCUACAAAUCGCACGAUCGAGCGCACGACAAUUGACUCUGGUGGAUUCUUUCCAGAUCCUUCUGGAAAUACAGGCUCAAUUAUCGUCAGCACCUGAUUUGAAAGUCCUCGGAGAUGCCAUCGUUGGUUUAGUUCAUGACCUUACCGGUUUCCACAGAGUGAUGAUAUAUCAAUUCGAUGACACAACAGCAGGUGCUGUUGUAGGCGAAUAUGUUGAUCCGCGCGCGUCUAAAGACUUGUAUAGGGGUCUCCACUUUCCAGCAGCCGAUAUUCCAAAGCAAGCCCGUGAACUCUACAUGAUAAAUACAAUACGAAUGCUCUAUAACCGAGAAGAACCCACUGCUCGGCUCAUCUGUCGGACAUUUGACGACUCGAAGACACCUCUGAAUCUGCAACAUUCCUAUCUCAGGGCGAUGAGCCCUAUCCAUCUCAAAUAUCUAGCAAACAUGGGUGUGCAAGCCAGCAUGUCGAUUUCGCUAAUAGCCGACAACAAGCUUUGGGGACUUAUUAGCUGCCACAAUUAUGGGCCAGCGUCCGGUAUACAUGUCUCGUUGGCUACAAGAGAGAUAUGUCGAGGACUUGGCAAUGUUGCUAGCAGCAACAUCCAGAAGCUCAUAUAUUCUUCUAGAAUAGAAGCUCGACGGCCCCUGUCCAAUGCUCCUCCAAAAUCCUCGCCUUUUACGUACAUCACCAGCUCAACUACCGACCUCCUUAACAUGUUCGGGGCGGACUUCGGCUUCCUAGUCAUCAAAGGCGAAGCUAGAACCAUAGGCAACCUCUUCUCUAAUAGUGAGGCUAUCGUACUGCUACAAUACAUUCGACAGAGAGCCCAGCCUUUGAUCUACUACUCACACGCUAUUGGAAAGGACUUGCCUGAUCUACACUACGCUCCUGGAUUCUCCAUGAUUUCUUAUUCCUUUGUGGUUGCUGGAACCGACUAUUUGGAACCAAGAAGCAGUUUCAAACGGUGGAGCGAAACAGUCGUUGGCACUAGUAGAGAAUGGACUGUAGACGAAGUUGAAUCUGCGGCCGUCCUAACUACACUCUACGGACGAUUCAUCGAGGUCUGGCGACAGAAGGAAGCCACUGUCCAGAGAAACCGAAUGACCCGUCUACUUAUUCGAAAUGCGAGACACGAGGUCAGAACGCCACUAAAUAGCAUCAUCAACUAUCUCAAGGUAGCUCUCGAAGAGGAGCUUGACGAGAGGGCAAGAUUUCAUCUGCAACGGUCACUGCAGGCGUCAAAAUCAUUAUUAUUUGUCGUCAAUGAUCUAUUGCAUUUGACUGAAGCCGAGGGAGCUGACUUCCAGGUUCACGAAGACAAUGUUGAUCUGAGAUCUAUGCUCUCCGAAGUCAUUGCAACUUUCAAGGACGAAUCAGUAAGGAGGGAUCUGCGGAUCAAACUGGAAGAUGACAAGGCUGUUCCUCAGCUAGUGAGAUGCGACCCUGGCGCUCUCAGACAAGUUGCUUCUAAUUUGCUCUCUAAUUCGCUUCAGAGUACUGUAAAUGGGGAGAUAAGCAUUGGCUUGGAACACGUUCAAACUACCGAAGCAAACUCAGUUAUCAAGAUAUCCUUCACGGAUAAUGGUAUAGGGCUUUCGGAAAGUCAACUGGAUGGUAUUUUCAAAGAUUUUGAGCAGAUUCUAGACGAAGAAGGAGAAGAGAAGACCCAGACCGGUGAGCAGAUUCUCCCUGAAAAGAAGAUGGGGCCACAGAUUGGCUUGGGUCUGGCUACGGUUGCAAGGUUCGUGAGGCUCCAGACUGGCCAGAUCAGUAUGUCUUCGGAGGGGCAAGGAAAAGGGACGAACGUAUCAAUCACGAUUCCCUUCCGAAAAGCACUUUCGGGGGAUUUUUCUCGAAAGCAGUUUUCAGAAGAUAUUGCUUUACCAACUCCAACUUCAGGUCCGCAAUCAUCAAAGACACCUAAGACUUCCGGCAGCGCGUCCUCAAGCUUAACACAAGCUUCUGUAAUUGACACUGCGACGAGCCCUGUAUCUCCAGGAACAGCCACAGAUCGAUAUCCGUUCCCAAUAUCUCCAGUCAACAACGACAGACCCAAAUUUAACGUCCUGGUCGCAGAAGACAACCCUUUGAAUAGUCGGCUGCUGGAGACUCGAUUAAAGAGAAGAGGACACUCGGUACGGAUAGCUGUCGACGGGAAGGCCUGUGUUGAUGCCUUUAAAAGCAGUCCGCACGAGUUUGAUUUUAUUCUUAUGGACAUUCAACUCUCCCCGCGUGUCGUACCGUAUGCACGUAUCCCAAUCAUCGCAGUCUCGGCCUCUUUGUCUGAACAACGUGUUCACGAGUAUGUCGAGAUCGGCUUCGAUGGCUGGAUCUUAAAGCCAAUUGAUUUCAAGAGGUUGGAAGCUAUUCUUAUUGCAGUUGAGGAUGAGAAGACAAGGGAAAUUUUGCUCUAUGGUGCGGGAAACUGGGAAAAGGGAGGUUGGUUCAAGGUUAAGAGCGAGGUAUGA